AUGGAGGGAGAAGCUGUGGCCGCCGUCCUUCAAGUUCUUGUUCAAAACCUCAUCGACCAUUCCAAGGAAGGGUACCUACUCGUUCAAGGUCUCAAAAAAGAAGCAGACAAGUUAAAGGGGAGUCUGGACACGAUCCAGAAAUACUUGAACGAUGCUGAGAAGCGUACUAAUCUCAAUGAUGCUCUCAAAAGCUGGCUCAAGAGGCUUGAAAAUGUGGCCUUCGAUGCUGACAACGUUUUGGAUGAACUCAAAUAUCGUGACCUCAUCAAACAGAUCAAGCCCAUCAAACCCAUGAAGCAAAAGGUACUAUCAUGCUUCUCACCAUGCGUUAAGUUUUCACGUUCCCGAAGUAUGGCUGUUAAAAUCAAAGAAAUCAAUGAGAAUUUGGAGUCCAUUUACAAAGAGGGAGACGGGCUUGGCCUCAGAGAGAUACUUACCACUGAUGUGCCUACUUUGCCUGAUCCUGCUCGUGAAACUGACUGUGUCACUCUUGAUCCAAUUUUUAUUGGAAGAGAUAAGGUGACGUCAGAAAUAGUUGAAAAGCUUACCGAUUUUAUCACAACUGAUGAACGUGUAGCUUCUAUCGUUGCCAUUGUGGGAAUGGGAGGAUUGGGGAAGACUACUUUGACUAGGAAAGUCUUUAAUCUUUUACAAGAAAAGAAUCUGUUUGGAUCACAUAUUUGGGUGCAUGUUUCUCAAAAUUUUGAUCCAAUGGCUCUUCUAAAGAAAGUUCUCAAAGAAUUGGCUUCUCAUAGAGUUGAAGCUGAUAUGAGUAGGCAAGAUAUUAUGAAGAAUCUGGAAGAAGAAUUGAAAGAAAAAACUUAUCUUCUUAUUUUUGAUGAUGUUUGGAAUCAAGAACUUAGCAAAUGGGAUGAUUUUCUCAAUUCCUUGUUGGGCGCUACUUCUACUAAGGGUAAUGCAAUUGUUGUUACCACCAGAAGUAUGGAGGUUGCUUCAACUGUGAGUGCACUUUAUACUCAUAAGCUUGAAGGAUUAUCAAAGGAAGAUUGUUGGUCAAUUAUCAAAGAAAGAACCUUUGGAAAAGAGGAAGUUCCUUUAGGAUUGGAGGCCAUUGGGACUGAGAUUGCAGGAAAAUGUCAAGGUUUGCCAUUAGCUGCCAUCGUAGUUGGUGGAGUAUUGCGCAAUAAAUCUGAAGAAAAAUGGAUCUCAAUCAAAGAGCAAGGGUUUGCACGCAAUGGAGGAGAUCAUAUCACAAAUAUAUUGAGGUUGAGCUAUGAUGAAUUGUCCGUACCAUCACUCAAGAAAUGUUUUGCAUACUGUUCUACUUUUCCUAAAGGUCACGGAUUUAGAAAGCAUGAAUUGAUUGAGUAUUGGAUGGCAGAAGGAUUUCUCGAAGCUGGUGAAGAUAAUGACUUGGAAUUUGUGGGAGAAAACUUUUUCAAUAUACUUUUGGACAACUCUUUACUGGAAAUUGCAAGAAGUUAUAAUGAUUGGGUGGAAUGUGUGAUGCACGAUCUUGUGCAUGAUCUUGCAUAUUCUGUUUUAGGUGGUUCUCAUAAUGCAUCUGACAUCUUCCCAGUUCGAUACAUGUUCACUGAAGAAAAGUCAAAGGAUGUUUUGAAAAAAAAUGCAAAAUAUUUGCGAACAUUAUUGGUCAUGGAUAACAUUUGUGGAAACAUGUUCUCAGAGUUCAAAUGUCUUCAUGUUUUAACUUUUGGAAGUGAUGGAGUUAUUGAGUUGUCAAGUUCAAUCAGGAAGUUGAUACAUUUGAGAGUUCUUAAUAUUAAUGGAUCAAGAAUUGAGUGUCUUCCGGAUUGGAUUGGUGAACUGGUUCACUUGCAAACAUUGAGAGCAGAGAUAAGUUAUUUAGCUCAACUUCCAAGUACUUUGAAGUACUUGAUUAACUUAAGGCAUCUUUGUAUUAGGGAAAGCGUAGAUUUGCCUGUCGAGAUGGGGCUAUUAACUUCUCUCCGAACCCUAGAGCAUUUUAAGGUGGGCGACAAGAGUGGCUAUAAAAUCGAAGAACUUGGAAGUUUGAACGAUCUCAUUGGAAAAUUGGAAAUUUCUAAGCUGGAAAAGUGGGAUUGGAACAGAGAAGGUGAAACUACAAACGAUGAGGAUGUGUUGGAAGGCCUUCUACCUCACUCAAAUCUGAAGAAGUUAUGGAUUCAUGGAUUCAAGGGAAAAAGAUUUCCAUCAUGGAGUCCAGAUAUGGCCGUUGAAAAUGUGCCUCGAGGCUCUUGGGUACAGCUUAACAAUUUGAUUAAGAUAAGUCUCAUAGACUGCUCAGAAUGUGAAGAAAUCCCAAUGUUUGGGCAUUUGCCAAAUCUCAAGUCUCUUCAUUUGUUUAAAUUGAGUAAUGUUAAGUCCAUAAAUUCUUUUGCCCAUGAAUCCGAAUGUAUUGUUUUUCCAGCUCUUGAAAAGUUCGUAUUGCGUAACAUGCCUAGGCUGACAGAGUGGGUACACACAGAAUGGUUAUUCGACCGCAAUCCCAAUUUGUUGAAUUUGUUUUUCUGGUCACCUCUCAAAGAGUUGACUUUUAGAGAAAAUGGCAGCAACAGGCCUUUAGCAAACAUAUUUGAGACCAAGUUGACAUUGCUAACAGAGCUUUUCAUAGAAGGAAUAGAUGACCUGGAAUGCCUCCCAAAAUGGUUAUUCGACCGCAAUCCCAAUUUGUUGGUAUUGGCGAUAGUGGAAUGCCCCAAUUUGAGAGGAUUACCAGACGGUCUAUGCAGCAUCAAUUCUUUAGAGCACUUGGUUAUAAUAAAGUGUCCAAAUUUGGAAUAUAUGGGCGCACAACAAUCUCAAGGAAGCCUCACAUGUCUUAAAGAGUUGACGAUUAUGUACUGCAACGCUUUGCUGUAUCUGCCAUGUGAACUGCUAGGAUCCUCCCUCGAGAAACUGUGGUUGAAGAAUUUAAGUUGCCUAAAGAAUGUACCUGAGAUAAUUGACUGUCUGCCAAAAUUGUCACAUCUAUCAUGGUUGACAAUUCUUGGUGUUCCUCAAUUUUCGGCUGAUAAUUAUAAUGAUAGCCUGGAAUUAGAUUUUAGUGUGAUGGGAUCAAUGGAGACUGUUGAUGGCAUAUUGCAAGGAUGCAACUUUCCCCCAAUUAAGAAAUUAAAAUUGAAGGGGUGGGAAGGCUGGGAAAGUCUGCCGGAAUCAAUUCAAUCUCUCACUGCUUUGCAAAAAUUAACGUUGGAGAAUUUUGGAAUGGAAGAGUUACCUGAUUGGUUGGGAAACUUGUCAGACCUAUGGCGGUUGAAUAUAAGUAAUUGCAAGAAGUUAAGGCGUCUACCCAUGGAUGUGAUACGGUGCAUCGCUAAUUUAGAAUACUUACAUAUUUCAGAGUGCCCAGGAGUACGUUUUGACAUUUCCCAAUGGCCCUACAUUUCCCAUAUCUUCAACAUCGACAUUGAUGGACAACAAGUGGUGUCAAUAUAUGAUGAUGAUGCGGAUAGGGAGGAACUGUGGAUAAAUUUCUUGGAGCAAAAGCAAAGCCAAAAUUCGUACGGAGAAGAAGCUGAAGCUGAAGCUAUAGAUGAAGAAGAAGAAUCAGAAUCUGAAGUAGAAUCAGAAUCUGAAGAAGAAUCUGAAAAAAAGCUAAAAGGGGAAAGGAUUUGUGUUUGA
Messenger RNA from Salvia hispanica, 3588 nucleotides. RefSeq names its product protein SUPPRESSOR OF npr1-1, CONSTITUTIVE 1-like. NCBI's taxonomy places the organism in Eukaryota, Viridiplantae, Streptophyta, Magnoliopsida, Lamiales, Lamiaceae. The record is from RefSeq and is a predicted model, not a curated record.